Messenger RNA from Thalassophryne amazonica, 1630 nucleotides. RefSeq names its product ring finger protein 165a (gene ark2ca). Lineage: Eukaryota; Metazoa; Chordata; Actinopteri; Batrachoidiformes; Batrachoididae. The transcript is spliced from 8 exons. Bases 90 to 1175 code for a protein of 361 amino acids. Gene Ontology annotation, molecular function: ubiquitin protein ligase activity; zinc ion binding. The record is from RefSeq and is a predicted model, not a curated record.
GCGUCCAGUGAUUGGCUGUUCGGCAGUGUGUGUGCAGGCAGCACAGUCCGUGCGUUUGAAUGUGCAGAGAGUGAACGGGGAUCAGUUCCAUGGACCAUCUGUCUCUGUGGCUGCUGCCCAACAACAAAGGACCCAGGAUGGUGUUAGUUCAUGUUGGAUAUCUGGUUCUCCCCGUGUUCGGCUCAGUUAGAAAUAGAGGAGCUCACUUCACCAGGCAUCAGCACAGCCACGCUACCUCCUGCCGACAUUUUCACCUGGGCACUCCUCAGGCGCCAAUCUCAACUGAGUUUCCUCUUGGACAUGCUAGUCAGUCCCCACAGACAGGUCUGGCCGGCCACCUGCCCCCGGCACACCACGCGCCGCUCACUGCCCUGCAGACACCCCCUCAGUUCCAGGAAGUGCCAGGGUCUCCAUUUCUACCUCAGGCCUUACACCAGCAAUACCUCAUCCAGCAGCAGCUUCUUGAAGUGCAGCACCUCAGGAGUCUGCCGCACUCUAGAAGAACACAGGAACGUGUUCCUCUAAACCCUCUUCGACUGCGUUCAGGCUAUGAGUACUCUCCUCCUGUUCAUGUUCCCCAGCCUAUGACACAGCAGCCAAGGUACCUGGCCGAAGGCACUGACUGGGAUCUCAGCGUAGAUGCUGGCCUCCCUCAUCACCAGUACCAGCUCCAGCAGCUUCCGCAGCACUAUCAGCAUUACCUGGCUUCUCCUCGAAUGCACCACUUCCCCAGGAAUACAUCAUCUGCACAAGUGGUUGUGCAUGAAAUCAGAAACUACCCAUAUCCCCAGCUGCACCUGCUGGCACUGCAAAGUCUGAAUCCUUCAAGGCAUGCCACUGCCGUACGGGAAAGUUAUGAGGAGCUGCUACAGUUGGAGGACAGGCUGGGCAGUGUCAGUCGAGGUGCGGUUCAGACAACAAUAGAGAGAUUCACCUUCCCGCACAAAUACAAAAAGAGGAAGCCCUUGCAGCUAAAGAUUGGGGAUGACGAUGAAACAGACGUGGAUGAAAAAUGUACCAUCUGUUUGUCCAUGCUGGAGGAUGGAGAGGACGUCAGGAGAUUACCCUGCAUGCACCUCUUCCACCAGGGCUGUGUGGACCAGUGGCUGGCAACCAGCAGGAAGUGCCCGAUCUGUCGGGUUGACAUCGAAACGCAGCUGAACCCCGAUAGCUGAUGGGCUCUGACACACCCCACUGUGUCCAUCAUCCUGGUGUGGGCCCUGCUUUCUUCCACCCCGGCCUGCCAGAGCUCCUCCCCACCCCCCACCUGCCUCCUGUAGGGUACUUUGCCAAAUGUCCCCAGACUUCAUCUGACAUCGCCGCCCUUCUGACUCACGCUUUACUGAGCCAAGCCAGAAUUACUAACUGCACGAGAGGCUGCUAAGGCCUCCAUUUAAAUAGAAGCACAUCCUUCUGGAAGCAAAAGACACGUAAAUACACAUUCAUGUACACAGGGUUUACUUGUAGCUUGCUGGUUGUGCGUGGGGUGCUGUUGCUGUUGUGGUGUUGUACUGUAGGUAGCUCCGGGCUGUGUAGCAUGUCCUUAAAGCCAUGACUUGCUGUCCUAAUACUGGAACACAUAACCACUGCACUGAGCUGACUACUUUCUUUCUGUUUCUUCAUGCACACA